Acanthamoeba castellanii str. Neff is the source of this 1026-nucleotide messenger RNA. RefSeq lists its product as uncharacterized. The record is from RefSeq and is a predicted model, not a curated record. The coding region runs from base 1 to 1026 and encodes 341 amino acids. NCBI's taxonomy places the organism in Eukaryota, Discosea, Longamoebia, Acanthamoebidae. The transcript has a single exon.
AUGGACGCCAAGGGGAAGGGCAAAGAAGUCCUGGGCCUCAACUCGGGCGUCUUCAAUUCGGGCGUCUUCAACAACGCCAGCUUCGGGUCGUUCUCGAAUCUUCAGGACUUCCCCUUCUUCGAGAGCCUCACAUCGUUGGGCGAUCUGUCUGCGCUCGGUGCGGCCUUCCAUCAGAGCGUACCCUCCCUCCCCGAGCACCUUGCCGCCGCCGCUGCCGCCCACGCCGCCGCCACGGCCGCCCCCGGCCAGCAGGGCUCCGCCGCCAACCUCGGCAGCUUCAACCUCGGGCGGAACGAUAUCUUCGCCAACUUCACACAGUCUUCGCUUCAGAACCUGCAGCUCUUCCUGAGCGAAGUCGAGCAGGGCGUCAUCGCCUCGGGCCAGGUCCAACAGCCCCAGCCGAGCCCGCAGCCCCAGCCGUCGCCGCCGCCGCAACAGCAGCAGUCCCAGCACGCGCACCAGUCGCAGCAGGCCCAGCCCCUGCCGCCCGCCGCCGCGGCAACCUACGCGCCGAUCAAGCCCACCACGACAGCGUCGCAGCCACACCACCAUCCCUCGCUGCAGCCGCUCAAGGCCGGCCCGGCGCCCACGCCGAUCGCCCCGGCGCCGAUCUACCCGUCGCCCGCCCAGUUCGCCGCGUUCGCGCCGUCGAUGCACACCUACCCCCACCCGCAGCAGCCACAACACUCCACGCAGCAGUGGGGUCCACGACCAGGCGCCCAGGUGGUAUCGCCCAAGCUGCCGCUCACGCCGUCGUCGGCGGCGAUGAUGGCCCAGUCCGGCGGCGUCGGUGGUGCGCCCUCGCUCGCGCCCAUCGGCGGACCACCCGCGGGCGCCCUCGCGGUCCCGCAGGAGUUCUCGAGCACGCUCUACAGCCUCGCGUCGACGCUGCCACCACCUAUGAUCCUCUCCAACGACUCGGUGCUGGGCUCCGUGGGCGGCGGCCUCCACUUCCAGCGCCACUGCGUGCGCCGUCGGAUGCCGGACGAGCUCACCCAAGCCGACCCCAGCAUGUUCCUCAACUGA